AUGGAUUAUAGUUUAACGGAUCUAAAUCUAACUGUGCCGUCACUACUACCACCACCACCAACACCCCCAACAACAACAACCAUCGAUUCGCUAUUCAUAUCGGCAACCAUUAUGACCAUUACCGAUGCCGCCGACACCGACUACUCGUCGUCCGUAGAGGACAACUGGCUGCGCAAUGUCCUCAUUGUCAUUGUUUACGGCAUUAUUAUUGUAGUAUCGCUUAGCGGUAACUGUUUGGUCUGUUUUGUUGUCUACAGUAAUCGGAAACUGAGGACUACGACCAACAUAAUGAUCGUAUCGUUGACCGUUUCGGACAUACUGACCACUACGUUGAACAUACCGUUCAACUGUGCCCGUAUAUUGUUGGACGAUUGGCCAUUUCCCGAUUCGCUGUGCAUCGGGAUGCCUGUAAUGCAAGUAUGUUGUGUGUAUGUAUCGACGGUAACAAUGACCGUCAUAUCGGUUCACCGAUACUAUUCAGUUGUCCGACACUCCAGGGAUAUGUCACGCUAUAUGAGCACCAGUAGACUGAAUGCUAUCCUAGCGGGUACUUGGCUACUGUCGCUCGUGCUAUCGGUACCGCACGCUAUGUUCAAUCGUGUGGUCGAAGUCCAGUAUAUCGGUAAUCGGCCGUCGAUGCGCUGUCGGACAGUCUACCCGAACGUCGACAUACAUUUCGAUCUGGUGUUGACCAUCGAAGCUAUUGUCACACAAUUUCUGAUACCACUGUCGGUUACCUGUUGUCUGUAUAUGAAAAUUGCGGCAAUCAUUGCCCGUCAGGGACAGUUGGCCGCACAUUCAACCGACGAAACCUAUAGGCGCUAUUGCGAUGCCAAACGCAAACGUAUUGUUAUGCUUGUAUUGGUUUGCUUGACGUUUGCCGUUUGUUGGCUACCCCUGAAUGCCUAUCACCUGCUUAUGGAUCUCAAUAUACUACCACAUAAUUAUACCAUUUUCCUAAUACUACACGCCCUGGCCAUGAGUAGCGUCUGUUACAACCCGAUGAUCUACUGUUUUAUGAACCAAGCUUUCCGACGGGGUGUCCGCAAUGUUUGCUGUGUUAAACUCAUAUUGAUUGGUGGCCGCCGACAAAAAUCGGUAACAGUUGCCGAUGAUCCGGCCACCGAUGAUGAUGAUGAUGACGACGAUGAUGAUGAGGCUGUUAAUGGUAUUCAAACUAUUACGGCCAACGGCGAGGACAGCCAUCAUCACCAGCACCACAACCAACAGCCGGUAAUGUUGACCAGUGGUGUCUUAGAGCAGACAUAUGUCUAA
Messenger RNA from Oppia nitens, 1275 nucleotides. Its product is annotated as G-protein coupled receptor 83-like. The record is from RefSeq and is a predicted model, not a curated record. The transcript has a single exon. The coding region runs from base 1 to 1275 and encodes 424 amino acids. Gene Ontology annotation, molecular function: neuropeptide binding; neuropeptide Y receptor activity. Gene Ontology annotation, biological process: G protein-coupled receptor signaling pathway. Gene Ontology annotation, cellular component: neuron projection; plasma membrane. NCBI's taxonomy places the organism in Eukaryota, Metazoa, Arthropoda, Arachnida, Sarcoptiformes, Oppiidae.